AUGUCCCGCCCGUCCCUCCUCGCCUCCCAGACGCAGACCCUCCUCACCCUCCUCAACCUCAACACCGCCCCCGCCGCCACCACCGCCGCCGCCGGCCCCUUCCCCCGCCCGGCCUCCCCUGGCACCACCUUCAACGACUCUGCCCAGGCGCCCCUCGUCUGGAAAGUGCUCAUCCUCGAUGAGGCCAGCAAGGAUAUCCUCGCGACCAGCCUGCGGGUGCAGGAUCUGCGCGAACAGGGCGUGACGCUGCAUAUGCAAUUGCAUACACCCCGACCUCCUCUGGCUGAUGUCCCUGCAGUCUACUUUGUGUCUCCUACACUGUCAAGUAUCAGGCGUAUUGCAGAGGAUUUGAACCCCCCGCUCUACUCUUCCUACUACCUCGCAUUCACAUCAUCCCUCCCCAGGGCGCUGAUGGAAGAGCUCGCCUCUCUCAUCCUCACCAACGACCCCUCGGGAUCCACAGGCCAGCUCAUCUCCUCGGUCACCGACCAAUUCCUCGACUUUAUCGUCCCUUCCCCCAACCUCUUUUCGCUCUUGCCAAGAAGAGAGGUCAAGCCGGACGUGAAUGCAGGAAAAGGAAAGAAGCCUGUAAAGGAAGAAUAUGUGGAGGGAAAGCCGACGUAUGUGGUGUUGAACGACCCAAAGGCGACAGAGGUGACUAUCGAAGAGGAGGUUGAGCGGAUUGCCAAGGGUCUUUUCAGUGUUAUCACAACUAUGAACAUGACCCCCAUUAUCCGCUGCCCCCGAGGAAACGCCGCAGAGAUGGUCGCCCGCCGCCUCGACGCCAAGCUCCGAGACCACCUCGCAUCCACCUCUUCCCGGGGCGCUCAGGUCUACGGCGUGGGCGACCUCCAACGGCCACUCUUGGCCAUCCUGGACAGGAACAUGGACCUGAUACCAAUGCUCUCGCAUUCGUGGACAUACCAGGCUUUGGUGCAUGAUGUCUUGGAUAUGAAGUUGAACCGCGUCACUGUCGAGGCCCCCGAGAAUGGCCGCCUGCAGAAAAAGUCUUACGACAUUGACUCGAAAGACUUUUUCUGGGCCAAGAACGCCAACAACCCCUUCCCCUCCGUCGCCGAAGACAUCGACGCCGACCUCUCCAAAUACAAAUCCGACGCUGCCGAGAUCACCCGCUCCACCGGUAUCAGCGACGUCAACGACGUCGGCCAGAUUGAUUUCACCUCCAACACUGCCAAUCUCAAGACUGCCAUCACUGCGCUCCCCGAGUUGACGGCGAGAAAGACGACGUUGGAUACGCAUAUGAACAUUGCGACGGCGCUGUUGCAGGCGAUCAAGGAGAGGGGGCUGGACAACUUGUUCCAGGUGGAGGAGAAUGCUGUCAAGCAGAAUAAGGCGAGUAUUGUGAAUGUGCUCAACGGCCAGACGGACGAGCCCGGGCAGACUGCCAACCCGACGCCGGAAGAUCAGCUCCGACUCGUCAUCAUCUACUUUCUCUCCACCCAAGACGGUGCGGUCUCGAAAGACGACUUGAAGCAGCUGGAAGAGCUGUUGAAGGACCAUGGGGCGGACACGAGGGCGUUGGAGUAUGUCAAGAAGGUGCGCGAGUUUGUGAGGAUGUCGACGAUGGCUGCUCAGCCUGUUGUGGCGGCACCGCCCGUGGCUAGCGGUGGUGAAUGGACGCGAGGUUUCAGUGUAUUGGGUAACCGAAUCACUGAUAGACUACGCGAAGGUGGUAUCCCCGCUGUAGGCCUCGACAAUCUCAUCUCGGGCGUCAAAUCCUUCCUCCCCGCCAAGAAAGACCUCACCCUCACCCGCCUCGUCGAAGCCCUCAUGGACCCCGCCUCGGCCAGUACACAGGCACUCCAAGAUACGGACGACUACCUCUACUUUGACCCCCGCACAUCCCGGAACCGACCGGGCCAAGGCGGGCAGAAUAAAGGCAGGAGCCAGUAUGGCGAGGCUGUGGUGUUUGUGGUAGGCGGAGGGGGGUAUGUGGAGUAUGGGAAUUUGGUAGAGUGGGCGGCGAGGACGGGGCAGGGGCAGGGUGGGCAGCAGACGGGGCAGGGGAAGAAGGUUACGUAUGGUGCGACGGAGAUUGUUAGCCCCAAGGCCUUUGUGGAUGCUUUGGGAGAGCUUGGGGGUGUUUAG
Molecule: messenger RNA, 2109 nt
Organism: Cryptococcus wingfieldii CBS 7118
Lineage: Eukaryota; Fungi; Basidiomycota; Tremellomycetes; Tremellales; Cryptococcaceae
Exons: 6
Coding region: 1-2109 (702 amino acids)
Biological process (GO): intracellular protein transport; endoplasmic reticulum to Golgi vesicle-mediated transport
Cellular component (GO): Golgi membrane; cytosol
Molecular function (GO): syntaxin binding
Source: RefSeq, a predicted model, not a curated record